AAUCAGAGAUGCACUGUGGGAUUGCUGAAUAUUGACAUAGCAACCAGCCGAUAGAACCUCUGAGUGUUGCCCUCCGGAUUAGUUUUUGUCUUACUUUCCGCGGUUAAAGUGCUUAGCUUUACUUUCUACUGCUGCCAUGAAUGCGGCAGUUGUAAAAAAGACCCAGGACACGUUGGGCAAAGUGAUUAAGAAACCACCGCUAACUGAGAAACUGCUAAGCAAGCCGCCGUUUCGAUACCUUCAUGACAUCUUUAGUGAGGUCAUCAGAACGACUGGUUUUAUGAAAGGCCUGUAUGAAGAAAAUGAAAUGAAGUCAGACAGUGUAAAGGAUAAAGACUCUAAAAUAGCCUUCCUUCAGAAAGCCAUAGAUGUUGUGAUGUUGGUGAGUGGCGAGCCCCUGGCGGCAAAGCCUGCUCGGAUUGUUGCCGGCCACGAGCCCGAGAAAACCAAUGAGCUGCUGCAGGCCAUUGCCUCGUGCUGCCUCAGCAAGAUGUCCAGUGAUGAAGCAGUGAAGCGAGUGAUAGCAGGAGAGAAGGUGGACUUGAAAACCAAGGCCGGCACCUCUCGGUCUCAAGGCAAGGAGAACAGAGAGGGACGCGAUCGUCAUUUAGAUCGAGAGGAAAAGAAAAAGAUAACAGAGCGCAGCAGCAGCCGGGACCUGAAAGAUCCAGACCAACCCAAAGAGCAGGAGAGCCGACACAGAGACCGCGAUCGCUCUGACAAGCACCACGGCGGUGAGCAGGAGCAGCACGACAAAGACAAAAGUCGAGACCGAGAGCGGGACAAGGAGCGAGACAAAGGGCGAGCCAGAGACAAGGACAAGGAGAAAGAAAAGGAAAGGGAUCGAGAACGGGAUAAAGACAGAGAAAAGACAAAAGAGAGAGAUUCUCAUAGAGAUCGAGAAAGAGGAAAGGAAAAACAAAGAGACAAAGAGCGACACAGAGACAAGGACGAGAGGAAUAAAAGUGAUGAGAGCAGCAUUAACAAGGCCAGAGAGUCAGAAGAGCUGCAGCAGAAACCUAGUCCUGAGGAGUUUAACAGCAAAACAGCCAAAACUGUGCCAGCACCCACAGAAGUAGUUGGGAACCAGCAGAAUGACAGUCCGGCCAGAAUACCUCGACCUUCAUCUGCCAAAGGGCAGAGGAGGAGACCCAAAAUUGGAGGUCAAGAUGAAUCUGACAGUGAAGGAGACGGAGAUGCUCAGUCGGCUCAGAGACCCGUUCCUCAGGAAAACGGAGACGCUGGAGGAUCCUCUGUGCCAUCUGACAUGGCUUCCAGCAGCAGAAGAAUAGCACGGCCGAGCAGCGCUCGCCCAGCACCCCCUCGAAUAAAGAGACAAGAGAGCCACACCGACGUGACCCCGACUGAAAGGCUGUCAAGUGCCAAGCCCCCAUCAACUGUCAUCAUGGAUGGGAAGAGGCUGUCUGAGGAUGAGGAAGAUGAAGAUGAACAAUUUCUUGUGGAGGAGGCAGUCGCUCAACCCCCAGAUGCUCCUGAAAUACAUAGAGAACCUGCACAAGAACUAGACAGUGAAGAGAAACAUGGUGGCCUUGUGAAAAAGAUCCUUGAGACAAAGAAAGACUUUGAAUUAACACCACCGUCCCCAAAAUCUAAAGAACAGAACCUGGUGUCUGAAGCAGCGCGUAAGAAGGAGCGGGAAAUGGUGUCGCGGGAGAUUGAGCGGCUUCGCUCGUCCAUUCAGAUGGUGUGCCGGAGUUCCCUACCUUUGGGUAAGAUCAUGGACUACAUCCAGGAGGACAUGGAUGCCAUGCAGGCUGAGCUGCACACAUGGCGGCGGGAGAAUAAGGAGCAUGCGCAGGCCUUGCUGCAGGAGCAGAGUGCGACCGACAGAGCCGUGGAGCCUCUUAAAGCUGAGCUGGCUGAGCUGGAGCAGCUGAUCAAAGACCAACAGGACAAGAUUUGUGCAGUGAGGUCCAACAUACUGAGGAAUGAAGAGAAGAUCCAGAAGAUGGUGACUGGGAUCAACUUCUCCUCCAGAACCUGAGAGAGCAACAAACACUUAAUUAAAAAAAACAUAAAAACAUGCUCUGGAUUUUUAGGCAUGGUUCUCUUCCUGUUUGGAUAAAUGGUAAGGCCUUUUAAGUUACGCUGGAUUAAACCUUGCUCUCUUUGGUUUUGUGAUCAAUAAAGGAGAGAGACCUGCAUAUUUUCCAGCACAGCUGGACGAGGAAAAUAUGUGUAAGACUGGUGCAGAAAAAGGCCGUGCCGUACUUUAGAGACCUAACACUAUUUAGAGAUGAGGGAAUUGUGUUUGCUGGUGUCAGAGCUUGACCAGUCGAUAAGUCUGACAGAUGAUAAAAUCUGUUUAACUCCUUGUCCUGCACACUACCUAAUGCCAUCCUCUCUCCUCGGCCUGUAACGGUGCCUUUGUGGAACGAGUCGCAGCUUGGUGUGAGUACUGAAAACUUGGUUAACUGCACAUUAUGCAAUAAUAAAAUUUUAAAUUAAUUUCUUUUCUUAAUCACAAAAAGAAAAGAAAAAUCUGUAAAAGUGUGGCACACUCACAUUUUAUGUCCAUGAGGAGGAUUUGGAGUCUCAUCUUACACCUUGUAUAGUGCUGGAAGACUAAGUCAUUAAAUAAAUAAAUGACUCAGCGGAAAAGAGCAGAAAAUAUUCAUUAAAAAUAUUGAGACGUAAAUAAUUCGAUAUGGACGGUUUUCUAAACUUCUAGAUUGUUGUAUUUUAGUUUAAAUCCUUACUGGAUCUUUUAACAUGACAUACUGGUCUUUCAGUCUGUAUUCAGCCCUCAACCCUAAAAAGAAGUUAUCUGCACUGUUGUCUGACACUUUCUUCUUAAACCAAUUUAGUUUCUAGGCCAGCGUCUCUUCCGCUCUGGAAGCACUGCAGCACUUUGAUAAAUAUGAGUGGGAUAGUUACAUUUUAACAUUUUUCAAGAAACAAAUAGACAGUAGGUGGUGUUAGAGUCCUUUCCUUUCUGUCACAUUUAAGUAAAAAUAAGACAAAAUUUUAAUACUUUCAGGAAAAAACGAACACAUUUCUUCUUGCAGUGAUGGAAAUCUCUCUUCUAUAUUUGUACUGUGGAGUUUACCAAACUGCAAACAACAUUGGGUCAGAUGGAACUUUUUGCAAUGUUUAUUUAUAAAUUAAAAAGUUAAAUUUUACUAGCUUUAUUCGCAUCUGUGUGAAUUGUGCUUGACAAAUGUGACGGAUAUGAAUAUAUGAAGCAAUACCAGACUGAUUGUAGUGGGAGUAAAAGUAAACACUGUUUCAGUUUUCCUCAGAAUUUUAGUGAUGGAAAUAUCCCAUUUAGUCCACGUGUGAAUACAGUACGCUUCCAGUUGUUUGUUGCAUAAUGGUCUAUCUCAUCUUUUAAUGAAAAUGCAGUUAGCAUGUAAAAGUAUAGAUACAUGAUUUUUGCAGCGGUGUUUUCAGAACCAUGUAGUUUCUAGUUGGUUUCUGUUCUGCCUACAAAAACCCACAGACUUACCGUGUUUAACAUGAGACACCAGGAAAUAAUGACUGGAUUAAUGAAUGAUCUGAUAUGUUUUUUGUUUUCUAUAAUAGUAAUUACAGUUGUAUAAAAACUAGUUCCAUUUAGGUUUAUACUUCCUUUAGUUUCACAGCAGCCGUUUUGCUUUUCAGACUGUGAGAAGAUAUGAUUGGUAAUUUGAUGCCAGCCCGUUUGCUCCAAUCCAAACAAAAUGAACAAACCCUCAGAAACCGGGAAGCUGUACAAAAUUGAAGUAAAAGACUGCAGCGAUUUACAGAUCUUAAAAAAAAAGUUAAAAAUAAGUCAAAUUUUCAAAAUGAGACUUUUUCCUAUUUUAUAAAAAAGGGACCUUAACUUGAAUUUGACAGCAGCAACACAAAGAAGUGGAAUGGUGGACAAGAAACAGCUGGAGGAAAAUGUUGGGCAAAUUUAUUUAAUUGGCAACAAGUCAGUAAGAUGACUGGCUACAGAAGAAGAGCACGUUAGAGACGGCAGUCUAUCAAAACCGUCUAAUACAAAUCAUGGAAUAAUUUAAAGAUUAUGUUCUUCAGUGUAAAAUCAACAAGACUUUGAGUGUUUCAUCAUCUGUAGUACUUUCCAUCAUGAAAACAUUUAGAAAAUCCUUAGGCAAUCUGUGUAAGGGACAGCUGAUGAAUGAAGUUGCAUGGCUGGGAUAUUUGGACUCUGCAGUAACAACAGACUUUUUUUGCCAUGGAAACCUCUUUCCAUGAAUUUAAACUAAAAAAUGACUCUGAACACGAUGCUAAACCGUGUACUGCAUCUGUUACAAAAUCACGGCGAUUCGUGAAGAUGCCAGACUAUCCUGCCUGCAGACUUUUUACCAUUUGAAAGUAUCUUGUCAAUGACCCGUAACACAUUACAAAGACAACCACAGACCGUUCCUCUCCCAAAGGUCCAGCAGCUGGUCUCCAUGUAAAAACUGCUGCUAAAUGAGUGAGUGAGUGGUAAAUAUGGCCCAUCUCAGCUUUUUUGAUACAUUUCUGCCAUCAAAUUCAAGAUAUGUAAAUAUUUUUCAUGAAUAGUGAAAAUUUCUAAAUGUUCCUAUGUUCUAUCAUGACAAAAAUUUUACUUUAUUAGAUUUGAAAAUCAUUGCUUUCUGAUUUUUAUUUUUUUUUUAUUUGUACAUUUUACACAUCCCAACAUUUUUUGGAGUUGGGGGUAUAAAUGAAAUAAGCCGGAGCUGGAAAACCUGGGCUCACAUCCUGAGUUGAUAACCAGCUUCAUAGCGCCACUUAGCAAGAGCUUUAUUGUUAGGGUUAGUUAAGGCACAUAACUGAAAGAAACCCUGGAUAUGUUGAACCCGCUUCAUUGUGCGGGGCUGUGCUGCAUUUAGAAAGAAAAAAACACGAGGAGAGGAUGCAUUACAAUGCAGCCAGAGCAAUUCUGAGGACUUCAGCCACACUGCACUAACAUAACUAUAUUCUUUUUUUUUAUCAGUAUUUAAAAAAGACCAUUUCAACUAAAUAUAAAAGAUUUACUGAAAAAAAUCAAAAGCUUAAAGGGAAAACGUGGCAAAGUGAGGACCUGCAUGCUCCUUUGUUAUAUUAAAUGAUGUAGACACUACCCACUGUAACAUAUCCUCAGCUUCUCUUUAAACUGUACAUUAUGUAUAUGUGGAAACUGUAUCAUAGUUCAAAUGAUUAUAUAAUUUUGUAGUGGAG
Melanotaenia boesemani (Boeseman's rainbowfish) is the source of this 5154-nucleotide messenger RNA. It is a transcript of the gene ift54, whose product is annotated as TNF receptor-associated factor 3 interacting protein 1. Bases 137 to 2005 code for a protein of 622 amino acids. NCBI's taxonomy places the organism in Eukaryota, Metazoa, Chordata, Actinopteri, Atheriniformes, Melanotaeniidae. Gene Ontology annotation, cellular component: intraciliary transport particle B; centrosome; ciliary basal body. Gene Ontology annotation, molecular function: microtubule binding. The transcript has 16 exons. The record is from RefSeq and is a predicted model, not a curated record. Gene Ontology annotation, biological process: cilium assembly; regulation of microtubule cytoskeleton organization; intraciliary transport.